This is a messenger RNA of Phasianus colchicus (ring-necked pheasant), 1208 nucleotides long. NCBI's taxonomy places the organism in Eukaryota, Metazoa, Chordata, Aves, Galliformes, Phasianidae. The record is from RefSeq and is a predicted model, not a curated record.
GAUGGCUUGUGUGCGUAAGAAAAGGCUUUCCCGACCGGCCCGGCUUGUGAUUACUGCCAGCUUUGAGUGACGGCAGUCGGCGUUCGGUUGGCUGCAGGCGGUCCCGUUGACGUCCUGCGUCUGCCCGCGUUCUGUGCUCGUGUCCGGAGUUGAACGCAAGUUGAUGAUGAGACUUGCUGACCCCUUUCCGUUGGGACGCACGCGUGCGCGGAGGGCCGGGCCAGCGGGACAGCUGGGAACCCCCGGCUCCUGCUGCGGGAACUGGUGGGCACACACCUCCAGCGCGAGUGCUGCCGGUGCUUGCAGACCGCUUGUGUGAGCAGCGGGAGUGAAACCCGACUCUGCGAGCUUGCAGGGUCACGCAGUGCUCUGCUGCACGGAUCCCGCUGGGUGCUGCAGCUGCCUCCCUCCCUGUGCUGUGCUUCCUCUGGAGCACAAUCUGCCCGGCUGUUGCCUGGGGGGCAGCGUGAGGACUGAGCUGUGCUGCCCUUCCCAUCGGCAGGGCUUGGCUCUGUCUCUGUCCUCUUUGCUGCUGGUGUGCUGGUGGAAGUUUUGUUAUCUUUCAGUCUCUUGGAAACUGAUGCAGAAGUUUGUGGAAAAUGAGGAGAGAAACGUGCCAAGUGGGUGCAUCAUGUGAUCGUGUUACAGCUUUUUCUCUUGGAAACAACUUGUGUGUCACCUUCCUGGGGAGGUUCUACCAGAGUCUAAAGGACAACAAUGUUGAGUUCACACCCGCCAGUAUUGAAAAGGAGCUCAUGAAAUCCUGCAGAGAGGCAAAAGGCAAAGAGAACCGGUUGUGCUAUUAUAUUGGGGCUACAAGUGAUGCAGCCACCAAAAUUAUUAACGAGGUGUCAAAACCCAUGAGUCACCACAUCCCCGUGGAAAAGAUCUGCGAGAAACUGAAGAAGAAAGACAGUCAGAUCUGCGAACUGAAAUACGACAAACAGAUCGACCUAAGCACCGCCGACCUGCGCAAGCUGCGCGUCAAGGAGCUGCGGCGGAUCCUCGACGAUUGGGGCGAGGCGUGCAAGGGCUGCGCCGAGAAAUCCGACUUCAUCCGCAGGAUCCACGAACUGAUGCCCAAGUACGCGCCGAGGGCGGCGGGCGCUCGCGCCGACCUCUGAGGAGGGGCCGCGCGGGGCGGGCGCGGAGACGCUGCGACGGCGCGCGCUGUACGGGGCUUAUUAAAGUACCACGGUUCUGCCGGG